AUGGCGCCCGUACCGAUGGACCUCGACGACGCGUCUCCUGCCUUGCGGGGUUUAGGUGGUGUGAAUGGCCCUCCCACUGCACCAGUCACCGAGGUGAUUGCAAACUUCAGGCCAACCAAGCUGUUCAAUCGUGAAGACAUCGAGGACAACAAGUCGAAUCCUUACAUUCUCUCGAUCGAUUUCGACGACCCGGGUGAGCUUUGCAUGACCUCUGAGAGCGAUAGGACGAUUCAGAUCUACAAUGUCAAAGAGGGUCGACAUGACAAGAUGCUCAUCAGCAAGAAGUAUGGUGUGAAGCUUGCCAAGUUCACCCACACAAGUUCAAGUGUCAUUUACGCCAGUACUCGCGAAAAUGACGCGAUCAGAUAUCUCGCAACCCACGACAGCUCCUUCAUCCGCUACUUUGACGGCCACGAAGGCGCCGUGACCUGUCUCGCCAUGCACCCGGGCACCGACAACUUUAUCUCCUGCAGCCUUGACAACACGGUUAGGUUAUGGAACACCCAAACCAAGAACUGGACUGGUACACUCUAUCUCAACACCCCCUACCUGUCGGCGUGGGACCCGUCGGGCCAGGUGUUCGCGGUUGCUAGUCCUAGCAGCGGAAGCAUUCUCCUCUACGACUAUCGCAACUACCAUAAAGCGCCGUUCUCGACGUUCGACCUCGUCAAAGCCAGAGGGCCCGCCGAUCCAGAAAUGGCUUUUAGGGGAUGGACGAAGCUGGAGUUCUCCAACGACGGGAAGCACAUCCUUCUUGGGUCGCGAGGCAACGGCCAUUUCCUGCUGGACUCGUUUGACGGCAGCCUCAAAGCCUUCCUCAGGAAGCCGAACGGUGGUACAAAACGGCUUGCCGCCGGCGAGAACGACGGCGGACACGUGGAAAGCAGCGGCGAGUGCUGCUUCACCCCUGACGGUCGUUAUGUCUUGAGCGGUGGAAAAUCAGACUUGUUGAUCUGGGACACGCUCAUGACACCAGACUCGAAGCAAGUCUUGGAGCCGGCGCAUAUUUUGGAAGAGAAGAGAGAGGCAGCCGUGGUGGCGUACAACCCGCGGUACAACAUGAUUGCGACGGCAGACCAGGAGCUGCUGUUUUGGCUUCCAGACCCCCCCAAUUCGUAG
Molecule: messenger RNA, 1119 nt
Organism: Podospora anserina S mat+
Lineage: Eukaryota; Fungi; Ascomycota; Sordariomycetes; Sordariales; Podosporaceae
Exons: 2
Coding region: 1-1119 (372 amino acids)
Cellular component (GO): Set1C/COMPASS complex
Molecular function (GO): protein binding; chromatin binding
Source: RefSeq, a predicted model, not a curated record